CUAAUCCACACCAAGAUGAAGCAUUCUUUUGCUGUCGUGGGCCUUCUCCUGGCGCUCUACAGUACCCAGCCCUCUAUGGCAAUUGGGGGACCAUGCGAUCUAAUGUUCGAUUCGGCAAAGGCUAUGUGCGAAUCCGGUUCCAUUAAGAACAACUGUGCAGAGAUUAACCAGGGCAUCGAGGCCUUCACGAAGCUUGUUCAAGCCGCCCAAUCCAAAUUCUGCGCGUUCCCGAGUCCCAUUUGGUUACUCUGCAAGUACUGCAAAGCCUCAGAAUCUGGAUCAUCUCAGUUGGAAAAUGAAAGAAACGGAACAGCUCCGGUUGGAAACGAAAUCGCUCCAGCAGCAGAAACCGUUUCUCCACCCGUCGUUCGCUCUUAUCCCCUUCUUGAACCCAUUAAACUCUACACUCAUGAAGCUUGAGAUCAGCAAUAGGUAGAUUAUGGAACCUCUUUGGAACUCUUUAUAUUUUAUCCACACUAUUCUUAUCCUCGUUUCUUGCACACUGGCAUGCCAAUUAUUCAAAUAUAUUCCCUAGCAAUGCA
Messenger RNA from Drosophila persimilis, 542 nucleotides. RefSeq lists its product as uncharacterized. The record is from RefSeq and is a predicted model, not a curated record. Lineage: Eukaryota; Metazoa; Arthropoda; Insecta; Diptera; Drosophilidae. The transcript has 3 exons. The coding region runs from base 16 to 420 and encodes 134 amino acids.